This is a messenger RNA of Oldenlandia corymbosa var. corymbosa, 3031 nucleotides long. NCBI's taxonomy places the organism in Eukaryota, Viridiplantae, Streptophyta, Magnoliopsida, Gentianales, Rubiaceae. The record is from the annotation of a GenBank genome assembly.
CAUCAUUUUCCUUUCACAUUUCUGGUCUAUGAGUCAUAAAAACAGAGUCUAGGGAGUCCAGACAAAGAACCCACCAAAAUUGGUUCUUUAAACGUAUUACCAGUUUACUGCUUCAAAAGUAUACUGCCAAAACCAUUUUAAUGGAGGGAACUCCACUUUUAUGAACUCUCUUCUGCAACCAGAAAAAAAAAAAAAAAACACACAAUAAUUUCUCUUCCUAGGACUUCACUAAUAGUACUACUAAAUUCCAAAAAGGAACGCCAUUUUUACUAGUGGCGCCAUCUCCUCACCAAACCUUCUUUCAAAAUCUUUCUCCUAAAACCCACCCUUUCCAGAUUACAUAAAUCUUUCAAACCCAUUUAAUCUUUUCAUCAACUCGUCUUCUUUUUCCCAUUUUGUGUCAUUUUUUUUUCAAUUUUUUCCCCCUUCAUUAGAAAGUAUGGACUUGACCGAAAAAGAGAGCACUGAUUCCGGGUCAGGGUCACCCGUGGAAACAGAGUCGCCGGAGCCACCUUUGAUUACCGCUGCAGCGGUGGUGUCACCGGCGGUGCCUGAGCCGGCGGUGAUGAACAUGGCUGUGGGAGUGACUGAGAAUAGCAGCCUGGAAGCGAAAAUAGCCACCACAGACGGCGGAGGUGGCGGUGGUGGGGUGGUGGUGGGGAGUGGUGAUCUGGUGAUGGUGACAGCAGGGACAGGGUCUGUUUCAGGGUCAGCAGGAGGCAAGAAGAAAAGAGGGAGGCCAAGAAAGUACGACUCAGAAGGGAACUUAAGAAUUCCAAACGUAGCAUCAGCAGCAGGAACAGGGAGCCCACAAACUGGCUUUACUUUGACGUCACCCAAUUCUUCUUCUCAUUCACAUUCUCAGUAUUCUUCCUCUUCAUCAUCAAAAAGGGGUCGGGGUGGUAGGCCUUCUCCCUCUGGGAACUGGCAACUUCUUGCUUCUUUGGGUGAACUGUUUGUAACCACUGCCUGUGAUGAUUUUACACCGCACGUUGUGAAUGUAAAUACUGGAGAGGAUGUUGCAGGAAAGAUCAUAAAUUUCUCUCCUAAGGGAUUGCGAGGGGUUUGUGUUCUAUCAGCCAAUGGGACUAUUUCAAAUGUCACAAUCCGUCAACCUGGUUCUUCUGGGGGCUUAUUAACCUAUGAGGGCCGUUUUGAAAUUUUGUCAUUAACUGGGUCAUAUACAAUAUCGGGAGAUGGAAUCAUAAAAAGCCGGACAGGUGGAUUAAGUGUUUCCUUAGCUGGUCCUGAUGGUAGAGUUAUUGGUGGUGGAGUUGCUGGUUCGCUUUUGGCUGCUAGCCCAAUCCAAGUAUGCCUAUUCACCAUUACCUUAUUAUGAUCAUUAAGUUUCUGGUUACUAUACACUUUGUGAUCUGAUUUUUCAAAUAGUAACAUAUCACCCCAUAAUUAUUUUCUCGAUUGAGAGACAUUUCCGAGAUAAUAAUUCCCUCUAAAUGGCCUACCAUAUGAUAACAGUGUGUUACGGUUUAUUAAAUACAAAAGAACAGCAUGCACUCGUUUAUUUUAGUUACGUCUAUUUCUACCUCAACUACAAAAUUUAGGCAUAUAGGAUGAAGGGCUUGACUAUUUUGUAAGUGCUGUCGCCUUGUGACCAAGAUCACAAGUUCUAGUCAUAUUUGUUUUAAACUCUUGGGUAAUUGAGUAUAAAUUUACUUUUUGUGAAGAAAGUCACCUCGUUUUGACCUGAUAUUGUGAGUCAUUAUACUGAAUCAUAUCUAUGGCUUGAAGUCACAAGGUUCCCACAAUAUUUUGAAGUCUUCCCUUACUCUGGGAUGACCCCUGUUUGUAGCUACCUUAUGCAUUGUUUUUGAGUUAAAUACAUUAUUUGGAGAACAUACUUUCUUCACAUCGAACCUGAUAUUGUGAGUGCUGAAACCGACUUGUUAUUAUGGCUCUGUUCAGUUGUGGUGCCAGCCAAGUCCACUAUUGUUAUAGAUUGCUGGCAUAGUAAACUAUAGAGAUCAAUGCACUACAGGAACUCAUGACUUUUAAACUACAUCGAGGAUCCCUAAUGGAGUAAAUGUAAUAAAUGGAGUAUUUUUCAUUAUUCUCUUCCCUGUUGCUACAUGCAUUCUCUGCAUGUCUGAUGGUAAAAAUCACCCCAUCCUAAAUAUUGUAGACUGGCCACGACACCAUAGAGGCCAUUGGGUCCGUAUUUUCUCAUAACUGUCCAGCACACCUUCCUGUUUUCUUUGGAUGGGAAGAGUAAUAGAAUCUUCCAUCUGAGCAAACUGGUAUCAUCCUGCCAAAAACACAUACUUUAAAUGACUUUGUCAAUGGCUCUAGUGAAUGACCGUUAAUCAUGAAGAUUCUUGUGUCAGCUGUUUUUCCUGUUGUCGAUAAUAUGUAUCAGUUCUAUUGGUAAAACCAACAUACGAUGUUGAUUAAUUCAUAUAAUUUCUUGUCUGUCUCAAGAUGGUUGUGGGAAGCUUUGUUCCAAACAGUGCAAAGACGAGUAAGAGGAGGCACAAUCCAGAACCCAAGAUGAGAACUCCUGUGAAUGUAGCCCCGGAUGUUGUGACCCAGGCUAAACCAGUAUUACAAGCAGCGCCACAGAGCCACAUGUUUGCUACAGCGACAUCUCACUUCAUUGUAGAAGCUAAUGGAGAAGCAGAUAACAGCACAAGCACAAAGGACAAUACGAAUUCGACAUCUUCUGAUAUUGCUGAUUAUAAUGGUUCAGGUCCGACCAUAGAUAUGAGGGGAACUCCCGAUAUCAAUGUGUCUGUGUCAUUUGAUUAACAAUGGAAAGGGAGGUAAAAAAAGUUUUUUUUUUUUGCAAGUGUGACUGCAUCUAGAAUGCGCUUGAUUGUAAUUUGAGGAUCUUAUAUCCAGUUUAGUGAUGCAAUAGAGGCUGGUAGGGUAGUGGGAAGGUGCUAAUUUUAACAUCUUUGUGCCGUGAGACCUUAGAAACAGUGUUUACAGUUUCAUACCAUUUGAAAGACGAAUCCAGCAUACAUUAAACUCAAGUUUCAAGGUUUCUGUUAUUGUUUUCUUCCAUACUAUCAAG